Molecule: messenger RNA, 1328 nt
Organism: Linderina pennispora
Lineage: Eukaryota; Fungi; Kickxellomycota; Kickxellomycetes; Kickxellales; Kickxellaceae
Exons: 1
Coding region: 200-1255 (351 amino acids)
Biological process (GO): transcription initiation at RNA polymerase II promoter
Cellular component (GO): transcription factor TFIID complex
Molecular function (GO): protein heterodimerization activity
Source: RefSeq, a predicted model, not a curated record
GCUGGCAUACUCGGCGCAGGGCAUGAGCACGAUCACGGCAUAUGCGUUCACCGCGCAGUGAGAAGGGAAGAAAAAAUUGAAGCAGUCUACAAGCAUGAAAAUCAAUUUUUUUUUUUUAAUUUUUGGCUGUUCUUUUUCUGUUUCAUAAAAUUCACAAAAUUUAUUUAUUCCUUUGUUGUUGCUCCACUACUCUGACAAAAUGCCGCCGACACAAAGUUCAAAGGUCGACCUGGACCAGAUAAAGCGGCAGUACAUGAAGCGGGCAGCGACAGUUCUGGUGCGCUCGGCCGGGUACGAUUCAACCAGCGGGUUUGCGCUGGACGCCUUGUGCGAUGUGGGGAUUCUAUACAUGCAGAGUCUGUUCACGCAGGCGCAUGCGUACGGCGAGCAUGCGACACGCACACGGCCGAACAUGAACGACGUGGGGCGGGCGCUGGAGCAGCGGCACGUGACAGUCAGUGCCCUCCUCCAGCACAUGGAGCGGGAGCGGCCAGCGCACCAGAGAGCACUGGUCCAGCAGCUGCGCCAGGCAGCCGCACGGCUGGGGACGGAGGGGACAUAUUCGGGCGAAUUCUCGUCCGACCGCGCCGAGGCUGUUCUGCGGCAGGUGGUGGAGCACAAGAAGGACAAGAUCCGGGCGGCGGCGGCGGCGGCAGAGCAGGCAGCGCGUGAGCGCGCCGACGCCGAGCGCCAGGCCGCUGAGGCGGCCGCAGAAGAGACGGCGGCAGCUGGCACGGAGCGGACGGUGACGUUUGGCGAGGACCGGAUGAUCGAGGAUGAUGAGGACGAGGACGAUGUGUUUGAGACGCCGGCGGAGCCCAUGCCGGGCAAAGAAGAGGCCGAGGAGGAGAAGGAGGAGGAGGCCGAGGAGAGGGAUGAGAGCGGCGAGCAGCUGGCGCGGCAGCUGGAGGAUAUCGACGCGAUGCUGCUGCCGGCGCGGCAGCUGCCCGGCCACGUGCCUGCCCACUGCCCGCGGCUGCCGUGCCCGCACACGUACAAGCGCACGGCGGUGCUGCCGCAGCGGUCGCAGGACGUGUUUGUAAUGCGCAUGCACAAGGCGGAGCAGAGCCGGCAGGCCGAGGAGAACCUGCAGCGGCUGGUUGCGCAGAAAACGCAGGCGCAGGAGCACAAGUCGGGCAGGCCGCGCAGCGAGGCGAGGCAAGGCGGGGCGAGGCAGCGCAUCCAGGAGAUGUUCCCGGCAGCCAACUUCCGCCAUGUGGACAAGCGGGCGCGGCUGAGCAGCCAGACGCUGUGAGAGCCGGAGGGGAUGUCUGUGUAUAUAGUGGGCCGGCUAGGGUGACUUGCCGGACACUUACGGGGUCUAUAUU